AUGGCUAACGAGUACCAGACCCGCCAGGUCGGCGCACCCAACACCCUCGACUACCGUGUCUUCCUCGAGAAGGACGGCAAGGUCGUCUCCCCCUUCCACGACAUCCCCCUCUACGCCGAUGCCGACCAGACCAUCCUCAACAUGAUCGUUGAGGUUCCCCGCUGGACCAACGCCAAGAUGGAGAUCUCCAAGGAGGAGAAGUUCAACCCCAUCCUCCAGGACACCAAGAAGGGCAAGCUCCGUUACGUCCGUAACUGCUUCCCCCACCACGGUUACAUCUGGAACUACGGUGCCUUCCCCCAGACCUGGGAGGACCCCAACGCCAAGCACGCCGAGACCGGCGCCAACGGUGACAACGACCCCCUCGACGUCUGCGAGAUCGGUGAGGCUGUCGGCUACGUCGGCCAGGUCAAGCAGGUCAAGGUCCUCGGUAUCAUGGCCCUCCUUGACGAGGGUGAGACCGACUGGAAGGUCAUUGUCGUCGACGUCAACGACCCCCUUGCCCCCAAGCUCAACGACAUUGAGGACGUUGAGCGCCACCUCCCCGGCCUCAUCCGUGCCACCUCGGAGUGGUUCUGCAUCUACAAGAUCCCUGACGGAAAGCCCGAGAACGUCUUCGCCUUCUCUGGCGAGGCUAAGCCCAAGAAAUAUGCUCAUGAAAUUGUUCACGAGUGCAACGAGGCGUGGAAGAAGCUCAUUUCUGGCGAGGCCCCCGCCGGCGACAUCUCGCUCGUCAACUCGACCGUCCAGGGCUCGCCCGGCUACAUCACCAACGGCGACGCCGAGGUCCCCAAGGCCAACCCCCAGCCCGCCGCGCCCAUCGACUCGUCGAUCUCCAAGUCGUUCUUCAUCUCGUCCGCCUCGUCCUAA
Molecule: messenger RNA, 870 nt
Organism: Trichosporon asahii var. asahii CBS 2479
Lineage: Eukaryota; Fungi; Basidiomycota; Tremellomycetes; Trichosporonales; Trichosporonaceae
Product: inorganic diphosphatase
Exons: 5
Coding region: 1-870 (289 amino acids)
Biological process (GO): phosphate-containing compound metabolic process
Cellular component (GO): cytoplasm; nucleus
Molecular function (GO): magnesium ion binding; inorganic diphosphate phosphatase activity
Source: RefSeq, a predicted model, not a curated record